Messenger RNA from Drosophila elegans, 560 nucleotides. Its product is annotated as cytochrome b5. Gene Ontology annotation, cellular component: intracellular membrane-bounded organelle; membrane. The record is from RefSeq and is a predicted model, not a curated record. The transcript is spliced from 4 exons. NCBI's taxonomy places the organism in Eukaryota, Metazoa, Arthropoda, Insecta, Diptera, Drosophilidae. Gene Ontology annotation, molecular function: heme binding. Bases 84 to 437 code for a protein of 117 amino acids.
GGAGCCGGCCACACCGAAAAAGUCAGCUGAAAAUCCGAGAAACAACAGGUUCGCAGUUAGAAUUUGAGAGCAGGAAAUCAAAAAUGAGCAAGGAAAUCCCUUUGGCCACCAUCAAGCAGCACAACCAGGCCACGGAUCUGUGGGUGGUCAUCAACAACAAGGUGUACGAUGUGACCAAGUUCCGGCUCGAGCAUCCCGGUGGCGAGGAAUCCCUCGUGGAGGUGGCAGGUCGCGAUGCCACCAAAGAUUUCAACGAUGUGGGUCACAGUUCGGAGGCGAGGGAGAUGCUGAAGAAGUACUAUAUUGGUGACCUAGCUGCUGCCGAUAUCCCUAAGAAAAGUCCCAUAAGCUGCCGCCACAUCGCAUUGGCCCUGGGCGCCGCCUUCAUCGGCAUCACGCUGGUCUAUGUGAUCCGUCGUGGAGUAGCCAGGAAUUAGUCCGCAGCCAAGAGGACCUGAGAAAAGCCGCUUCAUUCCGUGAUUCCAGAGAUUUUUUCCAACACAGAAGAACAUUUUCCAAACAUUUGAUACGAAAUAAAAUGUACAAAUUGCUUAAAAAAA